CUAUUCUGACGCGAAUUACAACUCUUGUGAAGAAAGCGGCUGGACUUGAAGUCUAUUGCAAAUAAAUCGCGCAAAAUAAAAGUGAAAUUGAAUUUUCGAAAAUUGCUAUGCGAUUGCUACGCGGCUGCUCUAUUCGAAGGCGAAUUUUUGAAGCGAGGACAAAUUUGCUCCUAAGUUUAAAAUGUGCGAAUCCAGUAGGGCUUCCAUAGGCCAAAACCUGUCUUCAAUGAGUACCAUCCAUGGAGAACCUUCGCCUUACCCUACGAAGGAUCCAAAACAGUCUGAACGAAAAUGGACAGACAACUUUAAUUCUGAGCCAUUCCACAGUACACCAAAGUCGCUCUCCUACCCCACCCUGCUCCCUCAACACAGUGCAGAACCCUCCCCUUUGCACCCAGCUACCCCUAACAAGAGUUCACCCCUGGCUAGUGGGGCAGGCUAUGGCAGUGCCGAUAGGAAUGGGUUGGCACUGAAGAAGAGCAGCAGUCCAAGUUCUUUGUACAGCCCCCAGAGAAUGCAGUCUUCCCCUGGAGCAUUCCUGCAAAGCUCCCUAUCACCAAAGAAAAGUUAUACAUCAGACCUGGAAAACACGACCAUUCAGAAGCAGCGUCAGGAGCUCCAGCUACUGAUCCGUGAGCUCCAGGAUAGGGACAGGGAGCUCAAUGAGAUGGUGGCUUCCCAUCAGAGACAGCUCCUGGCUUGGGAGCAGGACAGACAAAAACUUCUCGGACUGGAGACUAAGUGUGCCAGAUAUGAAGGUGAGCUGAAGAACCGGCGCGAGUAUAUCAAGAGCUUGAAGACAAGGUUGAAGGUCCUAGGAUCUCAAGACCAAUCUAAAGCUUGUGCUCUGGAGACCAUGCAGGAACAACUUAGGCAGCUCUCGGAUACUGCUACAGCUAUCAAGCAACGGGCCAAAGAUGCAGAGGAGGACAAUGCCAAACUAAAGACUGCAGUACAUGUCCUAUCAGAGAAAGUGAACUAUUUUGAAGCAAGGGAACAAGAGCUGACCGCUGUUGUCAGGUUAAAGAAUAAAGAUCUUAUUGAUGCCUCUGCACACAUUGCUGAACUGAGCGGAAGACUGAAGAAACUGGACUUGGUACAUAAGGAAACUAAACAAGAAAAGGAGAAGGAGAAAAAGAAUGUGGUUGAACUUAAAACACAACUUGACGAGAGUUUCUCAGAAGUGGAACAACUCAAAUCUGAUCUGAUUGAAAGGGCAAACAGAAGCACUGAGCACAAGAUUGAGAUCACCAAACUCCAAGAACAACUAAAAAACAUGGAGGCUGAACUAGAACUCUCUGGAGAGAGAGAAAAGCGGAAGGAUCAGCUUCUGGAUCUGCAGCGCUCCAAACAGGACAGAACGGAUGCCGAGCUGACCUCACUCAGGCAGGCCUACGAGAGACAGCAUCGGGAACUCAGUCUGUUACAACUCAACAUAGAGAGUCAAAGAGACAGGGCAGAAGAAGCCAUUUCAAAGAUAUCACUGGAAACUGACACAAUCUUUGAUUCUAAGAAGACAACACCAACAAAGAACGGCCUUUCUGCAGCCUCCAUCAGCCCUGUGAAUGGGGAAAGCCCCUUUGUGAGUAGCGCAGGAGAAGGGGGCAUGGCUCUUAACCACAGCAGUGUAGAUACUGAAGAGCUACUUGAAGCAACUCACUCUGAGCAGCUUGGUAUGUCACCCACCAGCAAACUACACAGACUGCUGACAGAGUCCAGGCAGAUGGUAGAAAACCUGGAACAGUCUACACUACCUCCUUUCAUAGCCAACAGUAGCCCCAGCAGGGACCAGGUGAUCAUAUGGCCUCGGUGACAGAAAGAGAGAGAGAGAGAGAGGUAGACAAACAGAGUGUGAGGCGUAAAGAGAGAGAGAGAGAUGGUGUGAGAGCGAGAAAAAGAAAUGGACAAAAGAAGAGACAGAGAGAUAGACAGAUAGAGAGAGACACAGGGAGACAGAGAGAUACGGAGACGGAGGAGGAGGAUUAGAGGCUGUGGAAAUGGAAGCAGGAGGAGAAAAAUAUAUGGAGAUCGCAAGAGAAAAGAAGGCUAGGACUCUUAAAAGAAUAGGAGAGCACAGUCAAGCCGCAGCGCUCGCACAAUCGCUCGUAUUUAUACAAGUCGUAUGCACAAAACUUUCGUCGCUGCAUAUGUAAUGAGCAAUGACAGACCUGAAUUCGCAAUAGAAUAACUCUGGAAAGAAACAACACAUUUUCAUGAAAUCUUCGGGGUCAUGGAGAUAAAACAAUGAACUUUCAUUUGUCUAAAGAAAAAUCUUAGGUGAAUUUAAGAAAUACUUGAAAAUCUUAGAGAUUUAUCGGUGGAAAAUGUGUAUUGUUACUCGUUUACAAAACAUCCUGAAAAUUAAGUUCUUUAUACACGAUUCACCGAAAUAAUUGCUUCAGAGUCUCAAGAAACCUUCUUUCUAGUAAAAAGUACCAAAAAUGUAAUAUUCUACGAUCUAUACCAGUCAGGAGCUAGCAAAAUAUAACCAGUGUUCCAAAAGGCUGAAGGAAAAGUUGCUCGCCGUACGAACGCGAUGUUUUGAUCGGCAUCUCGCCGGGGGUUCCCCUGCAAUGCUUUACACGAGUUCCGUACACCUGCGAGCGAGGAAAACAGUGCGCGCCCGCCUUGUGUCCAUCGUGAUUAACCGUACGGUAUAUUUUAUAGUGAGUGUACCCCCGUUACCAAAAGCCCACUGUCUUACAUUAUUCUACCACUCGUUGACUAUUGUGUUUGUAUCACUUUUGGAAGUGAGUCGUCGUCUCCGAGUCAGGGUUGUUUUAGCAGGGCGUUUUAGAAGUUAUGGUAUUUGUCUGUUUAUAUUGCCAUCUUCAUGUUCUUGGUAUAAUAUGUAUUGAUCGAUGUUUGAUACUGUUAUUUUUUAUACUCCAAAAAGUGAUAAAGAAAUGAAAAUCAAAGUUUAACACUACAAAUUCAUGUAUACAUGUAGUUUUAAGCAAUUUUAUUUUACCCAUGAUGAUAUAGCCAUACUAUUGGCAUGAAAUUAUUUAAUCUCUUUGGUAAAUCAAAAUUUUAAUCCACGUUAGAUGAGGGUACAGUGAUGGAUCCCGAUGAAAGGGCACAAGCUCCCCCUCCCUCCCAAACCCCAAAGGAUUUUUUUGUGGGGGGGGGCUUGACAGUAAUAAAUAAAAAAAAUGGAAAAAUUACAACCCCCCCUUAGGCUCAACAUGCACACAAUGCACUCUUUUUAUUCUGAAAAUACACCCUUGCCUUGUAAAUCAUAUUUCAAAAGUAUCAUUAAGAAAAUCAUUUAAAAACACACCCCCCCCCCCUCUCUCUCUCUGAAUAUGUUUCUUUUUUCCUUGUUUCCUCACUCUUCUCUUUUUCUAGUAUCUCUUUCUCACUCUCACCUCUUAUAUUUCUGUCAUUUUUCUUCCCUCACACACAUACUCAAUUCUCGACCGCACAUAGGCCUAUCAAUUGAAAAUAAUGGGUUAAUCAGGCACAAAAAAGCAGUGUACUAGAUGGAAUUAAAUAGUGCUCCAAAUGGCAAGACAACUUUUAUUAACAACUGACAGUGGAUGAGCAUGCAAAAACAUAUAUACAUUAAAAAAACUGUACAUCUCAGUCUUGUGUGAAUACCUGACUUGUCACAAUUUACAUGAGGUAUAGGAAUGCUUGAAAUGUUAUCAUAUGGGCCCUACCACAUGGCCUAUGGUAACUACAUCAUACACUGUAGUACAAAUCACAAAGAUGCCUACAUUUAUAUCCUAUGAUGUAUUUCCCAGAAGUGUUGUAAUAAUAAUAUCAAACAGAAUAGUACUUGAGACACUUCUAACAGCUUUGGAAGAGAGAGAGAGAGAAAAAUAAGUUUCCAGGUAUCUCCACUUCGCCGUGGUGAAGCGCCGUGGUGUAGCGGUUCUGACUCUCGCCUUGUAAUCAGAGGGUCGUGUGUUCGAAUCCCACCAUGGCCUAGCGUCCUUUGGCAAGGCGUCAAUCCACAAUUUGCCACUCUCCACCCAGGUGUUAAAUGGGUACCCGGUAGGAUGCGAAAGCCUAUGUAGUAUGCCUAGCAAUUGAGUCUUAGAACUCUUGUUGGAAUGCUCCCCAGGGAGUGGAGAAGGUGCAUACAUUGUAUGCGGGCAUGCAAGGAUCCGAUGACCGGGUUAAUAAUAUAUCUGUAAAGCGCUUAGAGACGUCGUUCCGAUGUGUUAAGCGCUAUAUAAAUGCGGAAUAUUAUUAUUAUUAUUAUUAUUAUUUACCGGUGUUUAAAAGGAAUGUUUGUACAAACUUCUGUCUUCUUUACUACAUGUACUUCACACACAAAUUUAAAACUUAAAUCUUUCUAGAGAAAACAACUUAAAUGUUACAUACAAAAAUACAUGAAAAAAAUUAACCUUUUUUAUAGUAACAUAACAAGUUUAAGAAUAAACAUACUUUAUAAAACUUUGUUUCAGAAGUCAUUCAAGGUAGAAUACAAUCAAUACACUAUGCUUAAAAAAAUCACAUACUUUUCUACAAUAUACUGUAUUGUAAAAAGAAACAUAUACCAGUAGUCCAGUACAUUGGUUUUUCAGAUCAUAACGCAAAUGGUGUCAAUUCUCAAGUAGGUCUAUCUGCACUGCAUAUCUGGAGUAAAAAAGAAUACAUGUACACUUGCACACUUCAUAACUGUGACUGAGAAUGAUGUAUCCAAAGUAUUAUUUCUUCAUGUCACAAUGUCUACCUUCUAAGUACCAUCUUUAUUGAUACUGUACAUGGCAAGAUACCUCUUGUACUUGCAUUUAAAUUCUUAAAAGCAAGAAUUCUAGCACUAUCUUUGGCAAUUUCUUAUAAAUAGAAACAAAAUAAAAGAGGCAACUUAAAUGUGAUUUGAAUACACAUUUUUAAAUGCAAACUACAUAAAAGAAUAUAUCAUAUACAUUUUCUGAAAUAAAUUAUGUAACAAAAAUACAUAAACUGGAAAGAAGAGAUGUUAUUCACAUAUUCCCUUUUUGAUUCACACACAUGUCGGAGAAUAUUUGCUAGAAUAUUUCCUGAUAAAACAAGUAAUCCUAGAAUGUACUUUGGCAAAUUGCUUUUAGAUACAAAAUAAAUAGUAAAGUGAAUGAGCUAUACAUGCAUACAUCUCUUUGUAAGUCACACAUGAAACACAAUUUGGACAUCAUCAUGUGAGGCUUGAACAAUAACACGAAAGAAUGAAAAAUAAUAUGACCGUGAUGCAUAUUCUAUAAAAUAUAGAAUAAAACUGAAGCCACAAAACCAAACAAUGGUUAAAUAUAAAACAUCAAGCAUCAUAUUUCCAUAUCUUCGUAUUCAGAGUCUGUGCUUUCUCUGUCAUAUUCUUUUGACAGGAUAUCAACUUCCAAGCCACUUUCAAUAUUUUCAUCAUAAAGGAUACUUAAAGUACUGCUCACAAUAGAAUCAUCCUCAACAUCAUCAUCACCAUCAUCAUUGUUAUCAUCAUUACCAGCAUCAUCGCCACCAUCAUCACAAU
Messenger RNA from Lytechinus pictus (painted urchin), 5458 nucleotides. Its product is annotated as coiled-coil domain-containing protein 62-like. Bases 182 to 1813 code for a protein of 543 amino acids. The transcript is spliced from 12 exons. The record is from RefSeq and is a predicted model, not a curated record. NCBI's taxonomy places the organism in Eukaryota, Metazoa, Echinodermata, Echinoidea, Temnopleuroida, Toxopneustidae.